AUGCUCGGAUUCCUGGCUGGUAAAGCCAGCUCGAUCGUACAGAACCCGGCCAUAGACUAUAAGAAGUUCGCUCUCGGUGCGAGCUGGGCCAUCUUUGGUCUGGAAAGCUACAUCUUAACCCGUCAACUCCCUUGUUACUCGAUCCCCGCCCCGCCCGCCGCGCUCGCCGACCAUAUUCCCGAAGACACUUACAAGAAAUCUCAAGCUUACGGCCGAGACAAGACCCGAUGGGCUCUUUUCAAACAGGUCUACAAUCAGACCCUUAACGCUUUGUAUAUCGGAGGAGGAGCUUAUAAAUGGGUCUGGACGCUGACUGGCGGGUGGAUGGCCAAGAUGGGUUUCGGCGGUGACCGGGUCAUCACCCACUCUUUGCUUUACGCCGGAUUCUUCACGAUCGUCAGCUCCAUACCUAGUCUACCCCUUUCAGCAUUCGCGACCUUCGGUAUCGAGGAGAAACACGGCUUCAACAAGUCCACCUGGGGUCUAUGGAUCACCGACCAGCUCAAGAGCUACGCCAUCGGUGCGGUCAUCGGUCUGCCCGUCCUCGCUGCUUUCUUGAAAAUCGUCGAUUAUGCUGGAGACUGGUUCAUCCCCGCUCUCAUGAUCUUCUUCCUAUCUUUCACCUUUAUCAUGCAACUCGUCUACCCCAUCUUCAUCCAACCCUUGUUCAAUAAGCUCACCCCCCUGCCCGAAGGUGAGCUGAGGGAGCGGAUCGAGAAACUCGCCGGAUCGCUCGGGUUCCCUUUGAAGCAUUUGUAUGUGAUCGACGGGAGCAAGCGGAGCGGACAUUCGAAUGCCUAUUUCUACGGAUUGCCUUGGUCAAAGCACAUCGUCAUCUUCGAUACCUUGAUUGAGCAAUCCAAGCCUGAAGAGGUCGAGGCCGUUAUCGCCCACGAACUCGGACACUGGAAACACGCUCACCCUUCCAAGCUCAUGGUCGUCGGACAGAUCAACCUCUUGAUCACCCUCUCCGCGUUCACCCUCUUUAUCCACAACCCUGCCAUCUUCCGCUCUUUCGGAUUCAGCGAGGAUGUGGCCGUUCGACAACAACCGGUCAUCAUCGGCUUCUUCCUUUACCAAUUGAUCAUGAACCCGCUCGACCCCCUCAUCAGCCUUUUGAUGAACUCGGUUACCCGGCGGUAUGAGUAUGAAGCCGACCGCUUUGCUUGCGCCUUGGACCCCCGAUACAAGGCUCUCCUCUCUUCGUCCCUCAUCAAGCUGAUGAACGAAAACUUGUCGAGCCCUCACCAAGACUGGCUGUACUCGACUUACCACAACUCACAUCCUAGUCUCCUGGAGAGGCUCAAGGCGAUGGACGACUACCAGCCUUCGGAGAAGCUGGUCGUCAAGGAUGAGAUCAAGCGGGAGAAGGACCUGUAG
This is a messenger RNA of Filobasidium floriforme, 1380 nucleotides long. Its product is annotated as putative CAAX prenyl protease 1 (A-factor converting enzyme). Gene Ontology annotation, biological process: CAAX-box protein processing. The record is from RefSeq and is a predicted model, not a curated record. The coding region runs from base 1 to 1380 and encodes 459 amino acids. NCBI's taxonomy places the organism in Eukaryota, Fungi, Basidiomycota, Tremellomycetes, Filobasidiales, Filobasidiaceae. The transcript is spliced from 9 exons. Gene Ontology annotation, molecular function: metalloendopeptidase activity. Gene Ontology annotation, cellular component: endoplasmic reticulum membrane.